Molecule: messenger RNA, 915 nt
Organism: Parnassius apollo (apollo)
Lineage: Eukaryota; Metazoa; Arthropoda; Insecta; Lepidoptera; Papilionidae
Source: the annotation of a GenBank genome assembly
AUGCCCGAUUAUGUCACAAUCCUCAAAGAACUAGUUCCGAAAGGAAAACGCACAGUGAAAGUUGACAUUUCCAAUCUCAAAUGCAAGAUUUGCGAACAAAACUACACAGAUCUAGACGCAGUACGGAAACAUCUGACGGCGGAUCACGAGAAAGCUUUCACAGCUUCAGGUAACGGUGUUGUGGCGUACAAUUUAACACCAAGGAAUGGACAGUUUUUAUGUCACAUUUGUGAUAAAAUGUUCCAAUCGUUUAUACUGCUGAAUCGACACAUGAACGUGCAUUUUAGCAACGCUGUAUGCGAAACAUGUGGCGCUGGGUUCAUGACACACCAGCGUCUAAUACAGCACAAAGAAAUACACGCGCCAGGAGGAUACCCUUGCGGAAAAUGCCAAAAGGUUUACACAACAAGCUCAAACUUGAAAUACCAUAUCGAGAAGAGCCAUGAAGGCGCUACAAAGAUGCGAAUGUUGCGCUGUCCCCACUGUCCUGAGCGUUUCACUGAACACUUUAGAAAGCUGAAGCACCUCAAAGAUUCUCAUGAUGUAACGUUCACAUUUGAAUGCGACGUAUGUAAAUCUGUUUUCCCUAGUCGCAGAGCCCUGACAAUGCACACUAACAAAUUCCACACAAAGAAGACGCAAUGUAACAUUUGCGCAAAAAGUUUUAGUUGCAUUACGACCCUGAAGAAACACAUGGUUUCUCAUACCGGCGAAAGGAACUUCGUGUGUAGGAUCUGUCAGAAAUCUUACCGCCAUCAAAAGAGCUUGAAGCACCAUUUGCAAAUCCAUGUCAAUGGAGACAGUAAUAAGUUCUUUUGUUCCGAAUGUGGAAGCGGAUUCUCUACCCGGGAUGACUUCAACAAACACGUCAAAGACUGGCAUACACGGUGCUUGUUCGAUUAUGGGGCAUGUUAA